GUACUGGGACAGGCCCUUAGGCUACCAGAGAAUAGGUAGGGGAAAAAAAAGAUUAUUUUAAUAUACUAUUUUUGUGUUGUGACAUUUUGUCUGUCAAGGCAGUAUCGAUGUCAAUAAGUGAUAGCUUUUAGCAUCGCUUUACCAAAACCCGCACCGAUCUAUUUAACGUGGAAAUAAGUUACAAGAUGUCACAUACCGAGUGGGAUGCUGAAGCAGACAUCUAUAAUUUAAAAGGCAGCGGUGUAAAACAGAUCGUCGAUCGUACGCCUCCCAGUAGCGUAACUUUAAGAUGGCUAGGUUGGCAAAAUGCGACGGGCCCUUGGCAUGACGGAGCCGCGAUCUCAAAAUAACGUAAUUUAUAAAUUUUGUGUACUUAAAAUCAACUAAUUUACCAUCCAUCAUUUGCCAUGGGCCUCAGAUCGUAUAGCUGCGCUACUGGAGCUUACCAGUGCGCUUAGGGCGAGUUUUUUAACGUUCUCGAUCUCGUAAAAGUUAACUAGUAGUAGUAGGUACUUACUGUAUUCUUUUCUCUUCAAAGGUUGUGCAUAUUUUCAAAUUUAAAUCUGAGGAUUAAAAUUGAAAAUUAAUAUCUAAAUAGAUAAAUGUUUGCUUGCAACACUAACGAAUAAAACUCGAGAAUCAUGUCUGAAACUAUAAAUGAAAUUAACAAAAUCCAACUAAGGACAUACGAUGCGUCGCCUGGAGAACAGAUACUAUAAAAAUUAAAGCAAAAAAUGCUGGUCAAUUCGUUCGAUCGGCGUACCUGCCUACCUAAGGUUGCCAAACGGCUUCUUUCUUUAGCCCACCAAGUCGGUCCGCCCGUGCCAUGUUAUAAAGCCGGGAGAAAGCACUUAGCCCGAACAGUCUCGUUUCGUCAGACGUUGGCGCGUUUCGGUCAUUUCGCGCGCUUUUUGACGUAUACAGAAAUCAGUGUUGUAAUUUUUCACGGAUAAUUUUUCGGUGCGUGACAAUGGAAAUGAGGUGGAGUUUUCUCUUAGCACUUUUGCUGGUCGGAGUGGCGAUGGCUUCGGAUGAAGAAGACAGUAUACCUGACGUGGGAGUGGAGGAAGACAGCGAUGAACUGGCUCUGGAUCAGGAGGAAACAAGGAAUCUUCGUCCGCGUGCUUACACGCCGACUGCAUACAACGCUCUGCCCAGCGGCUUCCGUCCAACACCUUCCCUGGCUGAACUGGCUGGGUACCAACAACGGCCACAACAGCAGGAGCAGCAAGAAUACGUCGUACCUACCAGGCAGCAACAGCAAGUUUACAUCGAAGAGCCUCGAGCGCCCGUCAGAGCUGUCCAGAGAAAGCCUCAAGAGCAAAGACCAUUGAAAUACCAACAACAACAACUCCAAGAAGUCGAAGAAGAACUAGAAGACGAGAAGGAGGAGCCCGACCGUCUCUCUGAGCUGCUCCAACAGUCAAAGUUCAACUGCGUUGGCAAACAGACCGGCUACUACGCUGACGAGGAACUUAACUGCGAAGUGUUCCACUACUGCCAGGACAGCGUCAAGCACUCCUGGAUCUGCCCGGACGGCUUCACAUUCCACCAGGUGCACCUGAUCUGCAUGCCGCCGACGCACGACAACAUCUGCCAGAAGUCGUCGAAGUACCACUUCGUGAACGAGUACCUGUACCGGCCGGUGAACCAGGACGAGGUGGACAAGAAGCCCAACGUGUCCCUCAAGUACUCGGACCGGUACUACCCGGCCGAGGUGUACAGGGACGACCGGUACGAGCAGGACGAGGAAGAGGAAGAGGAAGAAGCCCCUCGUCGCCACCCUCAGCCCCAGCCUCAGCUGCAGCAGCUCCGCGCGUCUCCGAGGCCUCAACCUGCCCAGGUGUUCAGGUCGGCGGAGGAGGUGAACAUUCCUCUGGGCCAGAGACGUCCCCAGCGUCCAUACGACUUCGACUUUUAGAUUCUCACAAUACAAUCAAAUCUUUAGUGAUAUAUGAUAUUGUUAUUUUUUGUUUUAUCGAUUUGAAACGAUAGCAACAAUCGCUGUGUUCUCAACACUCUCUUUCAAAAGCUCCUUGUUGGUUGUAAUUAAUGGGAAUUUGUAAAUAAUAAAAACCUUAAUGUCUAAGUUAUCUUAUCUUAUUUAUGUACGAUAAUAAAAGAUUUGUUAAGUUACAAAUUAGUUUUAAGCUAGUCUUUUUGUAUGAUUUGGUUAAGAUUAAAUAAAAUUUGAAACUAUA
Bombyx mori (domestic silkworm) is the source of this 2201-nucleotide messenger RNA. RefSeq lists its product as uncharacterized. The transcript has 6 exons. Gene Ontology annotation, cellular component: extracellular region. Gene Ontology annotation, molecular function: chitin binding. The coding region runs from base 971 to 1921 and encodes 316 amino acids. The record is from RefSeq and is a predicted model, not a curated record. Lineage: Eukaryota; Metazoa; Arthropoda; Insecta; Lepidoptera; Bombycidae.